UCGUGGCGGCGAGGUUGAAGCUUGCAGCUAGUUAGCUAUGCCAUCGAGUCUUUCUCCCCUUCACCGAACAGAGGCUUUCUUCAAAUUCAAAGGGAAAAAAAUCCUCCUUCCCCUUCAAUCCAAUCGAGAAAACCCUUGUUCGGCUAGUCAAGCGAGGUCCUGGUGCCAUCGCAGGGCGUUGUUGCGUGGUGAAUAAAAUACCGGCGAUUUCACCCCCCACCCCGUUCUUCCGAUAACGUUCGACCCCUCUGUCUGCCUCUCUGAUCUCUCACUCUCGCCCCCCCCCCGAUCCGCCCUGCCAGCGAUGCAGCAGCAACCCGCGCCGCUAACCCGUGCGCCGCUCCCUGUUCCUUCUGGCCCCGGAGUGCAACCACAGCAGCAGCAGCAGCAGCAGCAACAGCAACCAGGCCACUCCCGCAAUCCUUCAGGCUUCGAAAUGGCCGCCCGCAGCCCUCCCAACCACAGCAAUACCAAGCAUGUGCCCUGCAAAUUCUUCCGGCAGGGUGCUUGUCAGGCCGGCCCUGCCUGUCCGUUUCUGCACUCGACCGACGCCGCUGUAGAAUAUGCCCCGUGCAAAUAUUUUACCAAGGGUAACUGUAAAUUCGGGGCCAAAUGCGCGCUGGCGCAUAUUCUACCGGACGGCCGGCGAGUGAACCGGCCCAGCGCGGGCUUAGGAAUGAACGGCGGCCAUCUCAAUCUCGGGGGCCGUGUGAACCCCCAGGCGUACCUCAACCAAGACUCUGCCUUGACAAAUUCGGUGCUCUCGCAACAGCGAUUGAACGGACACGAUCCGCGGUAUGGUGGCCAGCACGCAGCGCAGGACGAAUACGCACCCGCACACGGAAACCCACAGCCGGCCUACGACGCGAUCCCGACGAUUGAUACCGGGUUUGCUUCGGAGGCAGGGUCGAAGUAUGGAUCGCCGGUCGAUGAGAGCCGACUGCCCUUAUCGCCGAAUCGCCACCUCACCGCGCUCGAUGCACCUCUUCCCGCGUCCUUUGACAGCCAGGGCAUCUCGCAUGCUGCUCGCUACGGCCCUGUGGCGGCGUCGAUGCCGUCGAAAUUCGGGUUGGAUCUCUCGUCACCGCCGCCUCCGGUACAGCGACCGGGAGGUCCCGUGGACGCCUUCCGGAACAUUCGCGAUGUGGCCUACGGCUCUGAGCUGAAGAAGACGCCUUCCUUCAUGGGCUCAUCCCCGCCCCCGAUCCCUGAAGAUACGAUGGGUCCUAGGUUCCUCCAUUCGCAACGGUCUGUCAAGCCUCGGAUAUUCUCGGCGAGUGUUCCUCGGCCCACCGCGCUGGAUGAUUGGGAGGAUGGAAACUUCCCCAUGGAAGAAGACUACCUGCCGAUGAACCUUCAUGAUGAUGUCCUUACUCCACAGGAAAAGCUGCGGCGUCUCUCGCGUACAGACCAUGAGUUCAGCUCCAGCCACCGGGAUCUCAGUGGUCUCGGUAUGACCAGCACCAGCCUUUCUAAAAUGGGCUCUCCUCUAGCAUCUAGCCCGUCGCGGUUCGGUGCAUUGUUUGCAAAGCAACGGCAAAAGAAGGAGGAAGAAGGCCACGGUUCCUCCUUCACCCACAUUGGCUCUCCUCUACGCGAGUCUUCUUUGAACCUGAACCUUGGAACCAGUCCCAGUCUAGGUGCCAUUGGCAGUCGGCAGUUUUCGGGAGAUGUUUCGCCAUUUGUCUCUAGUCCUGCUCGCCAGUCUUCCAUGUCUAUGAUCUCGCAACAACUUAACGGCAUGUCGCUCCAUCCAGGCUCUGUCCGCCAUUCUUCGACAGGCCCCAAUAGCCGCCUCGACCGCACAAUUUCUUCCCCGGUCAGUACUAGCAGGAUUGAUGAGGAGCAAAGCGACUUGGUUUUCUCUAUGGAGGAAGAAGAGAGUAACAAGCGGAGCACCGACUCCUGAAGCAACAACAAGACCGACUCCAACAAUAACGAGAGACCUCCCCCGCUAACGCUCUGGAUUU
Molecule: messenger RNA, 1970 nt
Organism: Penicilliopsis zonata CBS 506.65
Lineage: Eukaryota; Fungi; Ascomycota; Eurotiomycetes; Eurotiales; Aspergillaceae
Exons: 4
Coding region: 305-1909 (534 amino acids)
Biological process (GO): protein polyubiquitination
Molecular function (GO): ubiquitin protein ligase activity; metal ion binding
Source: RefSeq, a predicted model, not a curated record